UGCAGGAUGUGCUUCUGUGUGAAUCAGCAGGAGGCCAGGCCAACUGGAGCUUAGGCUUGGUGAUUUGUCACCCAGGUACCUCUCCACUGCCAGACGUGGGCGCAGGGCUUCCAGUGGGGGGCUGCGCAUGCAGCCUGACGAGGCGGAGUGAGAGCGUACAUCUGGAGGCAGAAUGUCAGGCAUAAAAGGCCCAGGCUCGGUAAACGAUCCAGAGUUGGAGUCCACACCAGGCAGGAUGGACCCCUUCGCGGACACCCUGCAGCGGCUGCGGGAGGCCUUCAGCUCGGGGCGCACACGGCCAGCAGAGUUCCGGGCCGCCCAGCUGAACGGCCUGAGCCGCUUCCUGCGAGAGAACAAGCAGCUUCUGCUGGAGGCGCUGGCUCAGGACCUGCACAAGCGAAGGCCCUCCACGCUGGAGACCACAGCUGGGCCCCGAGUCUGGGCUCUGAGGCUCCCCCGACCCCACCGCUACAGCCCAGCCUGGUGCCUCGACUUCGUGACACUGGUGUUCCCUGUUGCCGGGACUACCGUCCCUGGGACAUCCGGGAUCCUGGGCCCUGACAUUCCCGCGGGCCCGCCCACCGGAGGCCCCGCCUACCGAGGCCCCGCCCGCCAGAGGCCCCAGCUACCGGAGGCUGCGCGGAGGCCCUGCCCACCAGAGGCCCCGCCUACCGAGGCCCCGCCCGCCAGAGGCCCCGCCCCUGGGCUGAGCAGACCCCUGUCCCGGGCAGCCCCCACGGUGCUGGUGGACGUGCAGGAGACCGAGCCGGUGAUGCAGGAGGAGAUCUUCGGGCCCAUCCUGCCCAUCGUGAACGUGAGGAGCCUGGGCCAGGCCAUCGACUUCAUCAACCGUCGGGAGAAGCCCCUGGCCCUCUACGUCUUCUCCAAGAGCAGCCAGGUGGUGAACCAGAUGCUGGACAGGACCAGCAGCGGCAACUUUGCAGGGAAUGAAGGCUUCACCUACCUGACUCUUACCUCCCUGCCAUUCUCGGGAGUCGGCAAAAGUGGGAUGGGAAGGUACCACGGUAAGUUCUCCUUCGACACCUUCUCCCACCACCGCGCCUGCCUGCUCUCCCACUCGGGCCUGGAGAUGCUGAAGAACAUCCGCUACCCACCCUAUUCUGACUGCAGACAGAAGCUGCUCACCUGGGCCUUGGGCAGCCACAGCUGCAACCUGCUGUGAACACCCUGCCCGCCUCCAGGUCUCUGUCCACGACCCCUCUGUCCUGCUGCUGCCUGGGUGCUCAGUGGACCCCAAAAGACAGGCGUCCUGUCCAGGAAAAGAAAGGUCCUGCCCUUGGGGCUUUGUCUGAACAGACGCCCAGCUGGACAGGCCUCUGGGCCACCGGUCCAGAGUCCCCUCUGCAGCUUUCUGACAGAUUUGUUGACCCUCUGCUUGAACAUGUCUGGUGACAGAGAGCUCACCCCCUAGGUUGAGCAGCCCUGGUGGUUAGGAAGGCCUCUCUCACAUCAGAUCUAUAAUUAGGCUCCCGAAGUACAGUGAUUUCUAACAGCUCCAGCCAUACCUGGUUUGGGAAGCUGGGUUUGUCUGGGUCUGUUUCCCCAACUGCAGUGAAGAACGUGGGCCUUUGGAGACGUCUCUGCCCUCCAGGCCAGGGUCUGCUGUGCCCGUGUCUGUCCUCCAAGCUUGCACCUGCCCCCUCGCCCCUCACUCCUCUCAGCUGCCCCGACCCAGGAGGGAGCCUCACUCCCAUCUCACAGGCAGGAGCCAAGGCCCAGGGAGGGCACCGACUCCCCAGGUCACACAGCCUGUCGGGGAGCGGGUAUCGGAGCCAGUGGGACCUGGGGGUCCCUCUACUUCCUGGGGCUCAGAGGGGCAACUCAGCCGGCCCAUCUCCAGACUGUUCUCACCGCUGUGGCAUGCACACGUGUUGGUAGACAUAGCACAGAUGUGAACACACAGAUCCUCAGACAGGCAGACAUCAGUGCUCACACACACUUGCACACUCAGCUGGGGCUGGAGGCUGCUGUUUCUGGGGGCUCUUGUGCCAGUUUCCUGAUGCCCUUCCAUCUAUGAAUACCUUCUGAGGGUGUGGAGAAAAGGGAACUCCCCUACACUUUUUUGUGGGAAUAUAAAUUGGUGCAGUUACUAUGAAAAACAGUUCCUUAGAAGAACUAAAACUAGAGAAACUGUAUGAACCAGCGGUCCCACUAGUGGGCAUAUAUCUGGAGAAGACUAAUUCAAAAAGAUACAUACACCCCAAUAUUCAUGGCAGCACUAUUUACAAUAGCCAAAACAUGGAAGCAUCCUAGAUGUCCAACAACA
Messenger RNA from Odocoileus virginianus texanus, 2287 nucleotides. Lineage: Eukaryota; Metazoa; Chordata; Mammalia; Artiodactyla; Cervidae. The record is from RefSeq and is a predicted model, not a curated record.